UAACGGGACUGCAGCCAUAAGAAGUUUUAAGAGAUCCUUGUGUGGUUUAGGUAUAAGACUAAUAACCCCUUGCUUCAGAGAGGCAGGUAGUUCUCCCUUCUUUAUAGCCUCUUCAAGUAAAAAUUGUGCUAUUUCUUCAGAGGUUUUUUCUUCCCAAUAUGAUGAGAGACAUCCACAGCCAUACCCAUAUAUCCAUCGGGGAAGUCCGGUGCCACACGGUUACAGUUGUCUCUUACUAAGCGCUUCACAUUCUCAUCCUGGUCCUCCGGGACACCGUAAAGCCGUAGCCCCCCCACCUUCUCCAGUAUCGCUCUGCUUCCGAUAAGCGCUCUUGCAUGCCUGCGAUGGUCUUCUCCUGUGCAGUGCAUUUCUCAUAAGUAGCAGUGUUUGCAAGUUUAAGCUCUUCGAUACUCUUGUAUGCAUGAUUCAGAGAGGUCUCGAGGUCAACUAUUUUUUAUGUGUUUUCGCGUAUCAUUUUCUCCAGACCAUCGGCUCUUUCGUUUAUCUUUGCAGAGACAGCAUCGAUUAUGUUGACCUGUAGUUCGCGCAAAGACAAUUCUUUCUGUGUCUUUUUGGGUGUAGGACUAUUGACUGGAUUUUCAGAAUCAACCGAAUUUCCAGAAUCCUCCAUUUCUUCUCCCGAGGAGUCAGGUGGCGAUUUUUCUCCAAUGUAUGAGUGCUCAGCUAGCAACUGCAUUCUCCUCCCUUUGCUCUUUCGCACAUUUUUUUCUUCCAUUUAUCAAAGUUUCAGAUCAAAUUAGAGGUCAACUAAGCGUUGUUCUCUAUUGUGUUUACUAUAAGCCAAGUUCUGUUAACGUUUAUCCCUCUCAAACGUACUAAAAUGUAAGGUUACUCGGAGCAAGCUGAAAUCUCGUCUGCAGUCGCCGCCAUCUUCAGCACCCCCAGUCUCGCGAUGUUGCUACUCUGGGUUUGGAAACUCUGCUACACAUAGGACCAUAUGGCAUUCACAGGGUGCUUUGUACACCAAAAUGUCAGUCGGAACCGGUCCAGGCCCGCUCAAAGUCCCCCAAAUGGGGAACUUAACAUCUAAGAAAUAAAGUAAUGAAAAUUUAAUUGAAGAUGAAAUGAUUUGCCUCUAUCGUUUCUGUAUGCUUGUCUAUAUGUGAUCUUGCAAAGACGAGACAGACAUUUACAGUGACACAAUGCUGCGUUCGAAUGGUAGAAUGUUCAGAUACGUUUUUAUUUCCCGCCACCGGAGCUACACAUAAUGGUUGUCAUGGCAACGUUGUAUGGGAGUAGUGCAUGUCCACGAAGGACAGUGAAAAGGGAAAUAAAUCGUUGUCGGUGUAUUUACAUUUUUCCUAGCUAUCUCGUUAAAUUGUUUCUAAACUUUGCAUAUUGUGGAGGUGAACAAUCCAUUUAACCGGGAACGUGUACGAUAAGGGAUAAUGGCUGCACGAUUAUUCAUGCGGAUAGAAUGACCUGUUGCUUGUUAGUAUAGCUAUCUACUAUGUAGCUAAGUUAGCUAGCCAGUUAAAAAAAACUGUCGUGUUGCUAGCUAACCGUAUAGCUUAGCUAUGUCAGGCAACAGUCUUCCGCCUGUGCGAAAUCUACCCCACUGGUCCCGCGUUGGAUGUCUUGACAAGCCUUGCUUUCCACAACCACGUCCUUUCCCGUUUAACCACCUUGAACCGCUGUCGGAAUCACCCCGUGGGGACAGUGGGGGAGAGGUCUCAUCUCACUGGGACAUGGAUACUCGCGUUGCAUCGCUUCAGAGGAAUAUUCAGUUCCUGCAACUACAGCACAAGGACACUCUUCAGAAGUUACACGGUGAAAUAGAUGACCUCAGACGGGGAAAUAAAGAGCUGCAGUAUAAGCUGAUCAUGGAGCCUUCAAAGUCUUGCAGAAAAGGUAUUUCUUUAGGAUCAAGCCGCCGGAGCACAAGGCCACCGACACAGGGCAGUGAGGCCCAGACAGAGAGAGUGAUCUACCUGGAGCAACCUUUACAAGACACAUGCCCAUCUCAAGACCCAUGGCUCAGCAGUAUAGCGGGGGACGGUUGUGUGGCUCACGCCGACACUGAGACCACUGGAGUGGCAAAGCAAGAACACGAGUCAGAGUUGAGGGGAGGCCUCAUCACCUCUCUACAGCCACUCCGGAUCCAGAGCAGCCCAUCCCAUCCCCCCCGACCCCCCACCCUGCAGGAAUGUGAGGUUAUCAUACGGCAGCUCUACAAAGCCAACAACCUGCAGUCUCAGGAGAUUAUACGUGUGAAGGCUGUCCUCCGAGACAUUGUGUUCAACAAGAAAAUCACUCCUGAGAACUACAUCAUGACAAAGGCCUACCUUGCUGACAGCACCAGCAAGGCAGAGAAGUUUCCCCAACUAGCACUUCAACCACUUCCCAAGAGAAUGUCUGGGAACCAGGCAGGGGUGACAGAGAGGGUGAUCCUCCCAGCCCUCAAACAGCACCUGAGCUCCAGCAUCGCAGAGAGGCAGAAAAGGACCCAGGCUGUACAGAGGAGCAGGCUGAGGAGAACAGUGCAUUGAGAGGGACAAACAGUACAGCAGGCCAGCCAGCACCGCAGAACCAAAGCCUCUUUAAAUAAGAUCAGGACCGGCUCCUAUUAUGGCCAUUGAAGGACUUCAAUUACCACUGAAUGAAUGUUAACAGUACCUGUCAAAAGUUUGGACACCUACUAAUUCCAGGGUUUUUCUUUAUUUUUACUAUUUUCUACAUUCU
Salvelinus sp. IW2-2015 is the source of this 2703-nucleotide messenger RNA. RefSeq names its product coiled-coil domain containing 74B (gene ccdc74a). The record is from RefSeq and is a predicted model, not a curated record. Lineage: Eukaryota; Metazoa; Chordata; Actinopteri; Salmoniformes; Salmonidae.